Messenger RNA from Paraglomus occultum, 762 nucleotides. The record is from the annotation of a GenBank genome assembly. NCBI's taxonomy places the organism in Eukaryota, Fungi, Glomeromycota, Glomeromycetes, Paraglomerales, Paraglomeraceae.
AUGAGCGUCAAACUCGAAAGAUCAGAAAAAUUAGAUGUCACCACUCUCGGAACUAGACAAGCCGCCAAAGUCAAUAUGAUCCUCGCGAAGAUUGAAGAAAUACUAAAGGAAAGGAAAAUGAAAGACGUCAUCACAAUUAAUCUUCCUGGACUGGACGAAGCUGGUGCAAGUGUUCAUGAAGCAAUACACGAGAAUUAUAACGCAGAAAUAAUUGGGAGCAAGCUUUUCAUUAAAUUUGACGGGCUUGCGAAAGAAGAGUUACAUUUCAAAUUAGGUGUUUCAGCCACGACACAUAAUCCGGAUUGGCGUAUAGCAUCCAAUGCAAUAUGUAUUGUACAAGGCGCCCAGCUUCGACCUGACCUUGGUGUAUGGUAUCGAAGGCCGACGCUUCCUCAACGGGUACACCCUAUUAUUAAUCGAGCUCCACCGCCAAAUGUGUGGAUUGAGGUGUUUUUUAACAACUCAGACCGUGACAAUGCUCUAUAUAAAAUUGCUUUUGUUCAACGAAUCUACCCAAGAAUUAAAUAUAUUGGGAUUGGUCUUCCCGAUUCAGUUCUUCCUUACUUGCCGAAUCCGAGUCCUGGGAUACCUUCGAGUCCUGCGACCCCUCAAAACAGCCGACCCAGUCAAGCUCCCUAUAUAAUCUAUUGGAAUGUCAACAAUAAUCCGGUUUACUAUAAGAUUGACAGUUGGAAUGAACAUCUUGUGCUUGGAUGUGGAUGGACGCUCGAAUUUAAUAUAGUACUCAACAUAUAUACUUGA